AUGCGAAUUAAUUACGAUUUGACAAUUGAUGAGGAUCAUAAAAGGACGUUGUGUGAAAUAUUGCCUGGUGGUGGUGGUGAUGAUGAUCCUUGUAAUUAUGAGGGUUUAGUAAUUAAAACAGAGGCUUUGGUAAAGGGUUUUUCUGCUGUAAUCCGAUUAAAUGUUAAUAAAAAGGAGCAAGCUUUGAAUUGGCUUAAACAUUUUCAAGAAAAAAGUAAAAUAACUUUUAGGGUAAAAAGAACGCAUGCAGAAAAUACUGAAAGAAUAAUAUUUAAGAAAGAAUUCCAUUGUAUUCAUGACACUAAACCAUCAAGGAAUUCAAAACCUCAUGAGAAGCAUUUAAAUUGCAAUGCCAAAUUAACCAUAACAAUAAAGAAUAAAGAAAUGAAAAGAAGUAAGGAUGAAUUUUUGAAAAGAUAUCCUUGUAUAAUUCUGCUGAGGCACAAUCACAACCAUCCAAUAUAUAGUUCCUCUUCUUUGAGGUUUCGACCACCAUCCGAACAAUUACAGAAUGAAUUUAGACUUUUAUUUGAGAAAGGACAUUCCCCAGCAACUGCAUUGACAAUGUUUAAAGAUAAAUUAUUGGAGGAAAAUGGUGACAAAUAUCAUGAAAUUGCAGCUGAUGGUGGUAGAUGCCCAACUCAAAAGUGGGUGUACGAUUUAUAUUAUGAAAUUUUCAAAAAAGAGUAUGGGGAACCAACUGGAACAGAAAUGAUUGAUUCAAUGGAAAAGGCAAUUAAAAAUUAUAACACAAAGUGUGGGAGUGAAUGUGCUGCCAUUAAGAAAACAGACAACUUAGUUAUUGCAAUUUGCAGCCCAAUUAUGAAAAGGGUGCAUAAUUAUAUUCGAGCAUCGAGUGAAAUUAUGUUUGUUGAUUCUUCAGGAAACAUGGACAGGCAUAAUACCAGAGUGUUUUUAUUUUUAUGUCCCUCAGUUGCAGGUGCUUUGCCCCUAGGUAUUUUAAUGACAUAUUCUGAAUCUGAACAGGUUAUCACUGCCGGGAUUGAACUAUUAAAAGGACUUUUAGAUAAGCAAUCAUUUUAUGGGCAGAAUUAUCCACAAGUAAUAAUAACUGAUGAUUGUGAUGCUGAACGCAACAGCUUAAAAUUUUGUUUUAAACACUCAUCUGUAAUACUGUGUAAGUUCCAUGUGCUUCAAUCAGUAAUGAGAUAUUUAUGGAAUAGUAACAAUGGAGUUAAAAAAAAUGACAGAGUCGAAAUUUACCAAAUUUUUAGAAGAGCUUUAAAUUCUCCUAAAGAAGAGGAAUUUUUGACUUAUUAUAACAUGCUUUUAGAAAAAAAUAACAAUAAAAAAGUAUUAAAAUAUUUUAUAGAUUUAAAAUGUAGGGCUAAUGUUUGGGCAAUGUGUUAUCGAUCACACCUUUUAACUAGAGGAAACGAAACUAACAACUAUGCUGAAGCAACAUUUAGAAUUUUAAAAGAUAAAAUAUUAUUAAGAAAAAAAGCAUUCAGUAUAGUACACUUAUUUGAUUAUUUAACUUCAGCAUUUGAAGAAUAUUAUUUUAAGAAAAUUAUUGACAUCAUAAAUGGGCGAUGGGAAGGCGCAAAACAAAAAAAUAAAUACUACUUUAAGAAAGAAGUCAUUUCAAAUUUAGUGUGCAUAGAACUUAAUGAAAAUAUAUAUGAAGUGACAUCAAAUGAAAAAUCCUAUAUAGUCAAUUCAGAACUUGAAAUCUGUUCUUGCUAUGUGGGCUAUAAAGGAGCACCCUGCAAACAUCAGUUUGCAGUAAUUAAAAAGUUUGGCUUAAAUAGAUCACAACAAUUCCAUCCUUCGUUGCUUAAAUGUGAUUUUAAAAAGCUUUUACAUAAAGUUAUUUAUGGAACAGAUUGUAAUAUUGAAGACUGGUAUUUGGAUUUAAAUGAAAUGAAUGAGGAUCGACCUCGGUUAAGUCAUAAUGAACAGGAGCACCCCAUUUUAAAUUCUGAUGCAGUUAAAAUUCCCUUACAAGAAGUAAAAUUAAAUGAACAAAACAAAAAUACUGAUGAGGUUCAAAAGAAACUUGAAGGAUUUGUUAGUUUGCUGAUGGAAAAGUACGAAAAUAACUUUCAGGAAUAUGGAAGGCCAGUUACAAAUUUUCUUGAAAAUAUUGCAAAUUGUAAAACAGAUUCAUCUUUUGUAAGUGCUCUGUAUACUUUUGGCAAAUACGGUGCUGGAAUGCCAAAAAUUCUCAAAGGAAAAAAUCUUCAAGGAGGAAACAAUAUUGGGGUUCAGCCGACUGCAAUUAUGAGACGAAAAAUUGGACUUAAAAGUCGGAAUACUGUACAUAGCGGUAGGCCACCUAAAAGAGCACGGUUAACUGACCAUGCAUACGCAAAAAUUAAAAAUUAUGAAAAUAAUUAUGAAGUGCCAAAAUGUUUUAGAAUUGCAGCACCCCAUUUGUUGUCAUACUGUGUUGAUAAUAAUGUAGCUUUAGGCAAAACUCAUUCAAAAAAAUGA
This is a messenger RNA of Brassicogethes aeneus, 2457 nucleotides long. NCBI's taxonomy places the organism in Eukaryota, Metazoa, Arthropoda, Insecta, Coleoptera, Nitidulidae. The record is from the annotation of a GenBank genome assembly.